CAAGUCGUCCUAAGAUAUCUUCCUCGAAAUUGUUUCGACAUUCUUGAUAUUCUCGAGAAUCUAUAGAAGGAUUCCACGAAUAGAAUAAAUCAGGAUUCAUAUCACGAUUCAGACCUGUUGUACGCAUAGCAUUCUUCUGUUUCUGUAACACGGAGGUACUGACUUUACUCGACCAACAAGAUCAAGAAAAUGAACCGGACCGUUUCUUACACCAGAGACAAAUUUCAAAUAAUGAAUAUAAAAGAAGAAAGAUAACAAUUUUAUAUAUAGUCAAUGUUAUUUUACAUCUCUUCCAAUGAUGAUCAUUGAAAUGAUUUGAAUAUAUCACAGAUAAAUAAAAUCUAAUCAGAAGAAUAAUCCAUUUGCAGAAAGGAUUCUUAUUCAAGUAAUAUUUUUUCUUCGCAAAAUAACCGAAUGCCAUGUUUUACGAUCAAUAAGCGACUUUUUUUUCAAAUAUACAUCGAUUUGAAACAAAAAUAUUCGAUCGUUUGAAUUAAUUUAUUUUAAAAUCGAUAAAGAAUAAAUCACCAAGAAUGUUAAUAACAAUUAUCGAGUUAUUCACCAUUUUGAUCCAACAUUAUUUCCUAAUGCAUAUUUCACGCUUAUGAGAAACUAUUAUUAGUAUUCUCCUACUAAAGCUGCAACAACAUUUCCGUCAGGAUAUAAAAAAAAAGUAUUCAGUCGCAUAACCAGGUUGCUAUAGAAUCGUGUCACGAUCAGGCGCAUCGCUAUUCUUAUUAAUUUGAAUCUUCACGUAGACAAUUUUCACUUGGCCAUAGGUUGUCCGAAUGAUCUCGAAGACGAUAACUCAUCACGUGAAAUACUACUAUACGAUCGUUCUAAUAUUUGAAUGGACGAAUAACCCUUUUUGUUCUCUUAUGCACAUAGUCAUGCUAGUUAGGCAUACGAAAGAAAAGCGGUCACGACCAAUAUUUGGCCAUCACCCAGGAUAGGUAACAGCGAAAGUUCAUUGACGACGACGAUACUUCUUCCUAGUGUGAUGUGUCACCAGUGGAUGCCCUAUAAAUACUUAUGGGGGUCACCAUUAGCGAGCAGUUUUUCUUCGGCAUCGUAGUUGUUAGCUUAGACUUAGGGAGUCUUCCAAGGAUCAACUAUGAAGAUUAUUUUGAUUCUUCCAUUAUUCCUGGUAAUCAGUACAGCAAUUACUGUCGAAAAACAUGAAAAGAGUAACAAUAAAUUAUUAAAGAAACAUGAUAAAAGAGGACUCGCAAAUUUAGAAUAUAGUUUAUCCGAACCUGCAUAUCAUCCUCCUGAACCAGCUAUUUUUGAACCUUCUGCUCCCGAUCUAGGUGGACAUUUGGAAUCUGUAAUAGCACCAGUUGCUCCUCCACCAGCUGUAUUACAUCCAGCUCCUGCAGUUCCAGUUCCUGCAGUACCGGUGCCACAGCCCGUUCCACAUCCGGUUCCAGUCGCAGUGCCUCAGCCAGUUCCACAUCCGGUUCCAGUUGCAGUGCCUCAGCCAGUUCCACAUCCGGUUCCAGUCGCGGUUCCUGUGACUAAACACGUACCAAUUCCCAUCGAUCGAGCGGUUCCAGUUCCAGUGGAUCGUCCUGUCCCCGUACCAGUUGCAGUUCCGGUCCCGAAACCGUAUCCGGUCCACGUGGAGAAGAUAGUGCACGUCGACAGACCCGUUCCAGUGCCAUUCGAAAAGCCAGUCCACGUGCCGGUAGAUCGACCAGUGGCUGUUCCUGUUCCAGUGCCAAAACCAUAUCCGGUUCCCUUCGAGAAGAUAGUUCACGUGGACAGGCCUUAUCCGGUCCAUGUGGCGGUACCUUAUCACGUUCCCAAACCUUAUCCAGUUCCAGUUGCUAUUCAUGCUCAUAAAUCGCAUGGAUGGCUCAAAUAAGAUUCCAUUGGAAUGUUCUUGUUAGAUAUUGAUGGUAGAACUACUAACAGUUGAUAUUAACGAUAUAGAAUUGUAUAGAAUUUGAUGUUUUAUUUCAUUAAAUUCUUUUAUUCGAUACUUGUUUACAAUUCGAUUUGCUUUUGGAUGUUAUAAUUAAAAUUUGUUUAUUCAAAUUGUUUUGGGAGCAAAGUUGGAUAAUUAAGUUUUAAAGAAAAUUUAUAAUAUGCAAAUCUAUAUAGAAAAUUUGUGAACAUUUAUAAAUUGGAGUAAUUUUGGAAAAAAAUUACAAACCAGUUAUUUUGAUUGCGUUAGUAGUUCUUACAUGAGAAACAUUAUACUAAGAAUAUAAUAUAUUCAAAAGAAUUACCUAGGGUAUUAUUAUCAUCAUUUCAAUCACUAUUUCAAUAUUCAGUUGAUUGUUUUUUUGAUUCUUUUGAUACUAGUCCGCUUUAACAAUAUUUUUACUAGUCGAUUGUUAAUUACAGUUAGUUAGGUAUUUUUAACAAGUAAAAUGAUGUAGUGCAAAUAUAUGGACAGACAUUACCAAAAUUUUUUUCUAUUAACAAAUUUUUAAUACAUUUUGAAGUUGUAAAAAGGAAAAUUAAUAAAAUUGUUCUUUAAAAAAUAU
Messenger RNA from Apis cerana (Asiatic honeybee), 2495 nucleotides. RefSeq names its product tetra-peptide repeat homeobox protein 1. The record is from RefSeq and is a predicted model, not a curated record. NCBI's taxonomy places the organism in Eukaryota, Metazoa, Arthropoda, Insecta, Hymenoptera, Apidae.